AUUUGUUUUGGGAAUCAUGGCUGAAAAUUCAUGGACGACAGAGGAGAACGAGAUGUUCAAGGAUGCACUGGUGAUGUUCACUGCCUUUUUGCUUACUCGGUUUGAGAGUGUCGCCGAGUAUGUGGAUAGAUCGGUGGAUGAUGUUAAGGAGCAUUACAAGGAAUUGGUCAAUGAUCUUUUAGAGAUGGGAUCCAGUCGAGUAGCUUUUCCUAAUGAAUUGACUAAGGAUAUGGCUCAAAGUUCGUACCAGGCCGAGAGAACUAUAUGGACCAAAGAAACACAUGAAUGGUUUCUGAUUGGGUUAGACCGAUUUGGGAAAGAUUGGCGUAAAAUAGCCGUCUUAUUGGAUUGCAAGAGCCCGAUCCAAGUCGAGAUAUAUGCAGAAAACUUUUACCAGUGGCAAAGCUCAAAGAAAAAUGUGAUUAACGACUUAAAUGUGGCAAGCACCGAUGUGAAUGUGAUGAAACGGCAGGGAGCAAAUAACACCAAUGUGGACUCAACAGGCCAACAAGAGAGUCUCGUCGCUCUGGAAAUCGGUCACCAUGCUAAGGCCCCCAACUCAAAGUGAUAUAAAUCUCUAUGACUGUAUUAACAACCAAAAAAUAAAAAGCCUAAAGAUAUUGAAGGCCCUUGAUUAUUUUUUUUGUGUGGUAUGUUAAAGAUUUGGGAUUUCCAUUUUUUUGGCAAA
Messenger RNA from Arabidopsis thaliana (thale cress), 688 nucleotides. RefSeq names its product Duplicated homeodomain-like superfamily protein. Gene Ontology annotation, molecular function: DNA binding. Gene Ontology annotation, cellular component: nucleus. The record is from RefSeq and is marked reviewed. The transcript is spliced from 2 exons. NCBI's taxonomy places the organism in Eukaryota, Viridiplantae, Streptophyta, Magnoliopsida, Brassicales, Brassicaceae. Gene Ontology annotation, biological process: DNA-templated transcription; regulation of DNA-templated transcription. The coding region runs from base 17 to 568 and encodes 183 amino acids.